Messenger RNA from Phaeodactylum tricornutum CCAP 1055/1, 534 nucleotides. RefSeq lists its product with no specific name. The record is from RefSeq and is a predicted model, not a curated record. Lineage: Eukaryota; Bacillariophyta; Bacillariophyceae; Surirellales; Neidiaceae. The transcript has a single exon. The coding region runs from base 1 to 534 and encodes 177 amino acids.
AUGGGUAGUGGUCGUGGUGGUCCUCGUAACGAGCGGUUCCCUCCCUUCCAUAGUCUGGUAGCGCGGUGCGGGAACGGGAAAGACUUCGGACUGGAUCUGAUCGAGCGCGGGGCAAUGGGUGGUGCCGUGCCGUGCCGCAGCCACAGUGUGGACAGCACUGCAAACAAGAGAUUGCCGCAGAUAGGUUGCGCCACGUACAAAGGACUCCAGGGGAAAGCUGCUCACGUGGGAACUUGUGUAAGGUCUGGUGCGCCACAUCGCCACACUUGGUCGGGCAAAAAGGAGGCCCAGGUCGAAAAACAGAGCAAUCCAAUUUCGAAGAUUUCACCGCGCGUGCAGUCAAUGACAAUUCCAUAUCCCCGGGACUUGGUAUUGACUGUGAUGAGCGAGAAACAACAGGAGUGGCGGAGGCCCGGGCAACCAGUGGAGCUACGAGUCACGCACGCGAGUCUGUUGCAAGUCGCAUCCCUGGUAGCAGAACAAACAUUUCGAUUCCAUGCAUGGCCCACUCAGGUUCCCUUGGUAGGUGGGUAG